Hyaloscypha bicolor E is the source of this 642-nucleotide messenger RNA. RefSeq lists its product as uncharacterized. The transcript is spliced from 3 exons. The record is from RefSeq and is a predicted model, not a curated record. NCBI's taxonomy places the organism in Eukaryota, Fungi, Ascomycota, Leotiomycetes, Helotiales, Hyaloscyphaceae. Bases 1 to 642 code for a protein of 213 amino acids.
AUGGAAGAUGUGAAAGAAUUUGAAAGGAAGGAGAGCGAGUUUAAAGAUGCCUUCUCCCAGACAAUCGACCAUGUUCUAAGCAAGGCAGAGGAUGAUGCACUUGCAAUUUCUUUUCCCUCUCCUUCACAGACCGAGAGACCGACCUUCCUGAAACCACUUUCCGGCUUCGUUCGUAUUCCUCUUGGACCGCAUACAUUCGAUGUUUAUCGGGACUUCCUCCAGUACCGCUGCCCGAUACUCUUACGAUUUUGCAUGCAGGCUGCGUCAACACCGGAAUGUCUAACAGAUGUUGAUCCCGAAGUCUUUGGGCUCUUCGUUCAAUGGCUCUAUACGCAGUCACUCCUCAACAAGUAUGGGCAACCGGCAUAUCAGCACCGACUCAUAGGACUCUGGGUGAAGUCGCUCCGGUUCGUAUACGAGAAUACCGAGACCGGCGAUGCGUUGCGAAGGUAUUUAGUGGAUGUUUGCCUCCCAAGAAUGCACACUUUCUCCCUUGAGAUUCGAGAAGAUUUCUUUCCAAACGAGUUCGAGAAGGAAGUCACGGGCGCGGAGUUGGCGAAGUUGGAACGGGACGUAGGAGAGGACGAAGGUGAGGGGACCGGCGAGGACGGGCGUGAUAUGAGAAAAUAUCACGUUUGUUAA